Bombus pyrosoma is the source of this 2737-nucleotide messenger RNA. RefSeq lists its product as uncharacterized. Lineage: Eukaryota; Metazoa; Arthropoda; Insecta; Hymenoptera; Apidae. The record is from RefSeq and is a predicted model, not a curated record. The transcript is spliced from 12 exons. The coding region runs from base 776 to 2077 and encodes 433 amino acids.
UUCUUACAUAUGUUAUAGUUUAUUAAUCACUUGCGCUGCCAAUAAACUCACGGUUGCGUGUGCCGUGCGCUAGAAUAUAACACGCGUUGAGACGACGAAGUAAUCUGUCACUGCGUCUGCGAGUGCAACUUUUUAAGCUGCCCCUCAGUGCGCUGAUAGGGUGCAUCUUAUAUAGAGUUUUACACGGGUAUGAAUAAAUACUCAACAGCAUUUUAUUUAUUAGUCAUCUACUACUGUAUGGUAAAUUUCAAAAUAUUUUGGAAUAUGUAAUAUUACAAGGCUUUCCUUGCACUCAUUAGCCGAUGUGCAGCGCACGUCAUUUUUAUUUCUGCGACAAAUGCCCAUCGACGUGGUAUACACGUCACUGGCGAUUUUGAAACAAAAGCAUCUCGACACACGUGGCACGUCUUUCUAGCGCAAGUGGUUAAGUCACAAGUUCCGAUAUUACGCAAAGUGAUCUAGACAUACGAAUCAGUUAAGGACUACGUUAUUAUUAAAAAGUGAAUUUCAACUGAUAUCUAUUAUCUUAUUGAAAAAGAGUGUAUAUCUCUAUCCUUCGGAUCGUCUUUCGAUCUCACUGGCAUUGCCGAUAACAGCGUAUAAAUCGCGAAGGGAAGCUAAACUUCGUAGUAAUAGCUCCGACAGCGAAUUCACCGAUUUUGAAUUCAAAGCGAUAAUAUUCAAAAGGAGGGAUUUACAUAUUACAAAUCAAACGUGUUAUAUAUUUCCAUUGUUUCUUUUUCCAAAAAGAGAAACGCAUUAAUAUAUUUUUAAGAUGCAAAACGCGGAAAUGAAGAAGUAUCUUCAAAGUGAUGAAAUAUUCACUAAAAUAAGUAGCAUGUUCAUAUCACUACAAAUUGAUGAGGUAAAGAAAGUUAACGAGCAGUUAUUACCGGUAAUUGAAACGCUAAUAAAUCAUAUGAAAUCAGUGGAUUCACUGUUUAAAAAAAUGUAUCAAGAAAUUAUUUUCUGUGGUAGUUUCUAUAAAAGUACAAAAAUAGAGGCACCAAAUGAAUUUGAUCUCAACAUUACUUUAAAGCUCCCUAUCAACUAUAAUUACAUAAAUUGUUCCUCAAGUCGAGCAGGUUUUGUAAAAAUAUCUAUAGAAGAUAAUGUGCAGGCACGUAAUACAUCUACAUAUCAAAAUCUUACAAAUCAAGAAAUAAGACAACUUAACAAAUUAAUAUGUAAUAAUUUUGUGAAUCCAAAUACAUUUCGUUUCUGGAUUAAAGGAAUUAUAGACAGAGUUAUGACCAAGCUACAGAAGGUUGGAAAUAGAUACAGAUUACUAAUAAAUAAUUCUUAUACAGCAAACAUUACAAAAAGUGAAAGUGGACCUGCAAUCACAUUAAUAGUGAAUAUUCCACAUAAAACUGAGGAUAUAUGUGUUGAUUUAGCACCAUCCUUACCUUUUGAUAUAAAUGUCAUUCAAAGAUAUAUCCCAAAAUUUUAUGAACUUACAGUGUGUCGAAAUAAAAGAUGGUUUGCAAUUCCAGUACCAGUAUGUACUGAUUGCAAUGACAGUGAUUCUGAUUUGGCAUCCUUUUAUUGGAGAACUGCUUUUAGUCUUCAAGAAAAUGAGAUCCUUAAAAGAUAUGGUCGUGUAAAACAAGUUAUACGUUUCCUGAAGAAAUUAAGAGAUACACAAAACAUGAAGAGUAUAGCAAGCUAUUACAUAGAAACUACAUGUUUAAAUAAACUGACAGAAACAGAUAUAAUCGGUAUCGAAAUAGAUAUCGAUAGAAUAUCUUUAACAUAUUUCUUUUUUGAAAUGCUUAAAGAGUUACAACGUGUUUGUGAGCAAGGCAAGCUAGACUAUUAUUGGAAUAAAGAGUACAAUUUGUUAUCCAAAAUUAGCCAGAUGAAAAUGUAUAACAUAGCUCAACGUUUAAAAAACAUCAUUAAAGAUAUUGAAAAGAAUCCAACGGAUAAAUAUAUAUUGGCCAAAUAUAUUCUAAACUCGAGGGAAUUGUUGUUACUAAAGAACAACAUAACUAACCCAGGCAACACAAUUCAAAAUGACGAGAGAAACAAUGAUACAGACCAAACAAAUCAAGGCGGUUGUGUAAUUCUCUAAUUUUAUUGCCUAAAUUUGUUGCAAUAAAAUAUUACAUAUAUAUAUUCUUAUUAUAAUAUAUAUCAUAUAAUAUAUAUAUUAUAAUAAAAUUAUAACAACUAUACUUUAACUUAGCUAAUUCCGGAUUGAUCAAGAAUAAAUAAUUAACAGUGGUUUAAACUACAUUAGAAAAUAAUACAAAAAUGUUGAGUAAAAUUUUUUCAUAAGAUGCUUCAUUUUCGAAAAAAGCAAAUUUAAAAAUGUAUCCUGCGCGUUUAUCAGACCAGUUCGUAAUUACACAUGUUUACACUUUGUUUUCUUAAAAAUGUAGUCUUAAAUGAAAAAAGUUUAUUUUACAUUUUUUACUUAUUUUCACAUGUAUAAUAACCUUCUAUUGAUUGUUUGCUCAUACCUAGUGAGUACUUAGCCAAGUUAAAGUAUACUUUACAAAUUUUCAAUUUCGAUUUUCUCAGAGACAAAGUGUCAUAUGAAAAAAUUUUAUCCUAUCUAAUUCGACUUAUUUUUUCAUGUAGAUAUUCAAAUAAAAUAAUUAUCCCUAAGUUAAGAAAAUAUAUACUAAAGAAAUCAGUGUCUGUUAGUGUGAAAAAACCUCUUUGUAAUAAACAAACUCUAAUAUAUGGUAAGGUACUAUUAUUAUUAUUAUUAUUAUUGUUAUUAUUA